GCAGCGAUCUUACAACAAACUUCCCAAUAUAUAUACGAACUAGAAAAUCAGAAAACACAACUUUUGAACCAAAAUAGUCAAUUAAAGCGACAGCUUGGUUUACAUGAGUCAAAUACGGCGGGUGCGUCAUCUGGGGCCGGAGAAGUGUCUACCCCUGGCAGUAGUGAAACAUUGAACAGUGGUAAUGUUGCCAUAAAAAAGCGCAAACUCACUGAUAACAUAAUAAACCUUCAGACGAUAAGUGACUCUUCCGAUGAAGGUUUGGGUUCAAUGUCACCAGAACCAACUACACUUCUGAAUGCAGGUGGUGGUAAUGUCAAUGCGAAGAGUCAAGUGAUUAUUGCACAUAAUGUUGCCACCUCCAAAGAACUAAGCGAAAUGAAAAAGCAACUGGAAAAAGAACGUCGAAUGCGCACCAUGUUAGAGGAAGAACUGCAAAUGAUAAAGCGGCAAUUAUAUUCAGUGGCAACAGCGCCUGCAGCUUCCACAUCCACAUACAUUCCACGUGAAGUAAUCGAGCACACAGACAAUUUGGUACGCGAAUCUAUAGAGGAACUGCCAUCUGGAGCCGUGUCGUACGUUGAAAUUGAUGAAAUGACCGGUCAACGGCAGGUUGUUGUUUGUUCGAGUAUUGAAGAGUUGGAGAGCGAGGCUGCAGCUGCAGCAGCAGAAAUUAUCACUGAAGACAAUGUACAGGAAGAGGUUAUCCUUUCAUCGACUUCAUCCACCGAAUCUGAACAAGAAGUUAAUGCGAUUGCCAAGGCUUAUGCUGAGGGUUCGUCACCGUCAGCAGCUGUUCUUCAGCCAAUACUUCAGGCUGCCAUCAAGGCAACGCCAAAAGUGGAAGUGGAACGUAUACAGGAGAUAAUUAAAGUAAAAACAGAGAAAAUUGACCAACCAAGUGGUUUAACACGUUCGAGGCAAAAUCUAGAAACUAUUGUCGAGGCAAUAAGACAUCUUGAAGGUGAUCAUUUAUUUGCUGACGGUAGUGAACAAAAGUUACAACAAAAUCAGCAAAAUCAAAGAGCACAGGAAGCUCCUCUGGCGCUGACAACAAAAGUUCAAAGAGCCACGUUGGCAGAAUUGAGUCCUUACCUGCAAAUUAAAGGCAGUAAACAAGUAACUAUUGUGCAGCAACCAAAUCAACAAAAAGAGAGUGGUGGAAAUAUCAUGCCCACCGCCAUUUACAAAGUGCAAACAACGGCAGCGGGAGCGAGUAAUAUAGGCACAGGCCAAGGUGCUCAACAGGUAACAAUCACAACGACGGCAUUAAAGCAGGUCCGGCCAGGUGUCAUUGUUGCCAAGCAGCUGUCUUGAUUGCAUUCAACAGCAAAAGCGUCUCAGACCGCUAAUACAAAAACUAGAGUUAUAGAAGUGAAUGGAAGUUCAGCUAACGCGUCACGAGAGGCAGGAGAUUUAGCAGUGUCCAAUGCAGUAGCAACUGAUGGUUUCCUGAGGAAAAAUUUAUUUAAAGAAAAAAGGUCACAAUUGGAAUCGUCGGCGAAGGUUGCAACCAAUCUAGUCACCAGACUAGUGGGACUGAGCGUUAGACGGAAACUAUUAAAUCAAAAGUCCAAAAUCGUUGCAAAUGAAAACUUGACCAAACCUUUAAAAAUAAAUUUAACAGUUGAUAAAAAAUUCGCCAGCAACAAAUAUAUCCAUAACACUGCUAAGAUAAUUUCACAUCCAUUAAAACCGGAAUCUUUAGAAAAAUGUACAAAGACUGCUCAUAAUACCAAAAUUGCCAUUGCACCAACAAAGGCUACAAAUAAACUCUCCACUAUUCAUGUUUUGCCAACAGCUGGUCCAGCGGCAAAAUCUGGAAAAUGUAUUCGUUAUUUAACCUCUUCAAAUGGGAACUCUGCUGCUGUCAAUGUAAAAGCAACUGCAACUACUCCUACACUAAUUACAAAUGCUACUAAUGCUACUACUACUACUUUAAAUAUAAAAUAGUAAUAGAAUAAUAAUUGUAAUAGUAAUAUUAGUUCUUGUAAUAUUUGACUUAAGGUGAUGAAACGUCAGCAAGCAAAAUCUUAUUGCUACCAAAAUUGCUAAUGGUAAUAAAUGCUAAAAAACUACAAAAAUUCAUAAAUAAUAUACGAGUAAAUGCAUAUGCAAGAACAAAUACCUACCCAAAAUCUAACAAAGAUACAGGGAAUAAAAGAAAUUGAUUAGUCGUUCGUGCGAAACGUUUUAUUAGUCAAUAAACAUAAUUAUAUAUUAUAAAGAACAAUAUUAAUGAAGGAUAUAUUAAUACUUAUAAGCAUAUGUAUGUACAUAUAUACCUUUAUAACUACAUACAUAGUACUAUUCGAACGAAAAACAAAAUAUUAGUUUAUUGUGUUUGAAUUUAAACCAAACUUAAAUUAUACUUCGCUUAGCUAUGUAUAGUCACGAAUCGCGAUUGAUUUCCUAAUAACAUUCAAAACAAACUUCAACAUGAAUGCCAUCGUAAUUUCCUUCUGAAACGUUCAAUCGCAGCAUUUCAAUGCUUGCAGCUACUUUACGUCUUUUCAUGCAUUCAUAAUUUGUCAACGAAAUUCGUCUGCCAGAUCUUUAAUGUAGUUUAUGCAAAUAGACUUUCAAUGUUUCACAAUACAUAAUGUAUAUAUUUGUUUUAAGUGAAUUUAUCGACAAAUUUAAGACUUUUAUAAAUGAAGGUUGUUCGCAGAAGUUAAACUAAGUUUAAUUUCAUAUUAUGACAGCCUUAUUAGAGAUUUGUUAGAUGUCAUAUGACUUUAUAAACUUGUUUAGGGUAAAAUUUAACUCAGAAAAUAUGACUUAGAAAAAUUUGUAUUUAGAUAAAUUAUUAUAUCAACAAUUCAAAAAUUUCUAAUGUAAUAUGUGGGUGUGUGAGUAAUGAAAUUUAAGAAAUUGAUCGAAAAAUUUCACAAUUACGUAUUACAUAGUGAUUUUUAAAAAUAAAGAAUGAGUUAAAAUGAAACACAUUUUUAGUUAAAUUUUGGUGAUGGUUUUGGGCUUACAAUUUCUUCAUUACUUAUACAAUAGCAUUGCUUAUGAAAAAUAAUGGAAAUCAAAUCAAAUAUGUAUUCGGAUUUACAAUCUUUGUUGUGUUGUGACGAAGCCUUUAGAAAGUCUCUUUGUGUCAACUACAUACCACUAGCAACUACACCAUUUAAAAGUACACACCAAAUCGAUUCAUUUUGACUGUAUCUUACAUAAUACAAGCAAUAAACAAUAAUGACUAAAUACAAAUUAUAUUAAAGUACAAAAAAUAGCUACAUAUGUAUACAAAAUGAAUAGCAUUUGCAUUCACGAUACGUUAAAUUGACAGUUUUGUUCAAAAAACCUUUUAUUUAAAUUAUAUUGAAGGUAUAAAGGCCACAACUGAUCAUUUUAUAACCAUAUGGUGGGUGUACACAUAAAAAAUAUGCUAUUGAUUUUAUGAUACAAAAUCUUAAUUUAGUAGUAAGCGCUCAGUACCAUCGCAUUAGUUAAGUUACCGCAUGUGUGUAUCCGCUUCAAUCUAAUACCCGACGUAUAAAGUUUACAACUAGUUAUUGUAAAAUCUUAUGACAAAAGAAAUUUCGUCGAUAAUAGUAAUUAUUUAACUGAUAGUUACCCUAGCUGCAUCCUUGCUUCACCUUGGUUUGACCAUUCAAAAUGUCCUUUGAAAUACAAAUACGGAACCAUUAUCAGAGGAUACAAAAUAGAAACUAAUAUACAUAAAGAUGUUAGACAUUGCAAAAUGUGAAAGGAUAUGUAGAGAUAAAUGUUAUAUAUGCCUUUAAAUUUAAGCUAAUUGAUUUUCGUUUAUCUUUAUGUUUUGUUGACUGUUUGUAUGAAAAUAAUUAUCAAAAUUUAAAAGCAAACAUAAAAGUAAUGUGCGUAUGGAUAUAUAUUUCUUCCUAUACAAAAAGAAGUAUAUACAAGCAUACAUAUUAUAUAGGGUUUAUGUAAGAUUUAUGUGUGUAAUUUUAUGCUAAUUUUUUAGCUUGAAGCGAAAGUAUGAAAAAUAAAUGAAUUAUUUUAUUUUCUUCACACGUAUAUUUUUUUAUCCAUUUUGUGUGCCUACAAAAACAAGAGAACUUUAUUUCAAUUUUAUUUAAGGAAUUAAAUAAAUACUUUUUGAAAAUUA
Messenger RNA from Bactrocera dorsalis (oriental fruit fly), 4099 nucleotides. RefSeq names its product helix-loop-helix protein 11-like. The record is from RefSeq and is a predicted model, not a curated record. Gene Ontology annotation, molecular function: DNA-binding transcription factor activity, RNA polymerase II-specific; RNA polymerase II cis-regulatory region sequence-specific DNA binding; protein dimerization activity. Gene Ontology annotation, cellular component: nucleus. Gene Ontology annotation, biological process: regulation of transcription by RNA polymerase II. Lineage: Eukaryota; Metazoa; Arthropoda; Insecta; Diptera; Tephritidae.